Molecule: messenger RNA, 3608 nt
Organism: Lates calcarifer (barramundi perch)
Lineage: Eukaryota; Metazoa; Chordata; Actinopteri; Centropomidae
Gene: ppp1r2
Product: protein phosphatase 1, regulatory (inhibitor) subunit 2
Exons: 6
Coding region: 228-839 (203 amino acids)
Biological process (GO): regulation of signal transduction
Molecular function (GO): protein phosphatase inhibitor activity
Source: RefSeq, a predicted model, not a curated record
CCGCCAGUCAGUGAACAGCCGGGGAGUAGACAUGCUGAACCGCCAGGAUCCUGUCUAGGUUUCUCCUGAGUUUCUGUAAGAACGUUGAGUUAUGACGGGGAGCGUGUUUAAAACCGAACCGGUCUUUUGGUAACUGAGUAAUAGAAAUCACAGAAGCUGAAAAUCAGUUUUAACGGGAAGCAGUUGAGCCAGCCGCAGCCAGCCGGUCUGACAGUCAGCGUGUGGGAAUGGCAGCUCCCCGGCCGAUAAAAGGCAUCCUGAAAAAUAAGAACAGCGGGACAAACGUCAAAUCGCUGCCCGACGAGGUACCGGGGGAGAAUCCCGAACAAGCCCCGGGACUCUCGGAAGAUGACCAACAGAAGAAGUCCCAGAAAUGGGAUGAGAUGAACAUCCUGGCCACAUACCAUCCACCUGACAAAGACUACGGCCUGAUGAAGAUUGAUGAACCCAGCACACCUUUCAACAGGAUGGUGGGGGAUGACGAUGACGAGGGGGCGCUGAGUGAUUCGGACGGCCACGGUGGACUUGCGGCUGAUGACCUGGCAUCAAAGCUGGUGGCAGCAGAGGGCGCAGAGCCUCGCUUCAUGAAGGAAGAGGAAGAGAGCAGUGAGGAGGAGGAAGAGGAGCUGACUCCUGAAGAACAAGCCAAAAAGAAGCAUUUUCAAAUGAUGAGGAAGAUGCACUACAACGAGGGCCUGAACAUCAAGCUGGCCCGCCAGCUCAUCGCCAGUGAACUAGAAGAUGACGAAGAUGCAGACGAAGAGAUGAGGGACGACACGGAGGAGACAGAGGAGAUCAAUGUUGACCCACCGCAGGAAGCUGAUUCCCUGGACUCGUAGACGAUUCGUCUCUCACACCUUCAGUCCUGUGUGUGUGUGUGUGUCGGCUUGAGAUCCAGACAGACAAUAAUGCCACUGCGCUCUGUGUUUCAGUGCUGGGCCACAGAGCAGACACUGCUUCACCACCCAUAUAACACCCUUCAACAGCCAAUAACCUCCCGGUCACCUGUCUGUCUCUACUAUUCCUUAGAACUGUGCAAUAUAACCUUCAAACACACUGGUUUUUACCUCCCAGAAUCAGUACAAACACACAAGUGAAGACUGUUGGUCCCUCCUUCCCCUUCUCCUGUUGCCAAGAAUUUCCUCCUCCCACCUCAUCUGGACUGAAGAAUAUGAAAUUCUGACCCUGAAAGGAGGAUCAAGGCCUUUUUUAAAAAAGAAAAAUAUAUAUAUAUAUAUAUAAAAAUUAAAAAAAAAAAAAAACUGUCGGACAACCAGAGCUCCCAUCUGGCCACUCCACAGGCCUCUGCAGGCCACAGAGCCAGUAUGUCAGCCCUGGAGGAAGCCAGGGGAAACCCCACGGCCUCACUAAAGGCAUAUCUGAGACAUGACAACAGCGCUUUAAGUGGGUGCACUUCAGAUGGCUUUUAUUUUUAUUUUGCUUUGUGACCGACUACUCUGUUGCAUUUUCUUUCCACCUUCAGUACUUUUUGUGGUAAAAGUUGAACAAAAUGACGAUCAGUUAAGAUUGAUUGUUUUUAUCCACAUUCACAUCCUGGUCAACUGGUUACAUGGCUAACCUGUAAUGCUGUCAUCAGAAUAGGAUUAUCUCAAUGGUGAUAAUUUAGGCUCUAUACAUUUGUUUCUCAUAGUAAAUGACAACAUAGCCCACACAAUCUAAAUGAAAUUAUUAAAAAAAAAAAAAAAAAUCAAAAUUUUACAUUAUACAACCAACAAUACAUACUAUUAAUUGGCAUGCAUAUAGUGUCUAACUGUUAUGCUUGCAGUAAACUGGGGCUUUUUGCUUAAGAUCAAGGAAAACAACACAGAUUUUAAGUAUUAUAUUGGCACUUAUGCUUGACUUUGCCUCUCAGUACUACAUAUUUACUUCAUCUCUUUACAAGCAAGAACACCACACUAAACCUCAUUUCAAAUUCUGGCAAUUUUACAAACAUGUAUACCUCAUAGGACCAGACUGAGGGCUUUUUCAAAAUUGAGUCCACUGAAGAAUUUGGCACAUAGGCUGUCUAUCAUGAGGCACUUUUUUUCCAGUAAAAAGUCAAUAUUUAAAAUUUCUUUUACGCUUUUUCCUCCUCUUCAUGAGAUUAUUUUGUGAAAGAAGAUUGCAGGACAAGUUGGUAAUCUGUUUUCCCUGGUAAAUGAUAUUGGCACUUCAGUUCUUCAUGUUCAUAAGGAGGGACAGUGCUGAAGUCCCACAUCUGAGGUGUAACACAUGCUACUGAUAAAACAGGACAGUGUCCUGUAGAAAAUGGCUCCCGUCUAUAACAAGUUACAGCUUUAAGCACCAGGCUCUUCUGUAGAUCUGACAAAGAAGAAACCAGCGCUCACUGUGCUCUCGCUUAGAUAAUUUGUGUGUUUAACUUAUUAUCACGUGAGCUUCAUCAGACAGGAUUUGUAACUAAAUUAUUGUGAGAGAGGUACAAUCAUCUAGCUUGUGUUUAAUUUCUCACCUAACUUACAUGACGUGAUACUUAAUUUAACGUCUGAUCUACUUAAGUGUCUUGUACAAUGCAGCUUGGGAAUGUCAAAGAAAGAGAUGUUAUUGAUGCUACUGACUUUAGUUAAAGAAGGUUUUGGUGAUGGAGUUACACCACUAAAGCCUACUGGAGGCGCCUUGAGGAAUUUUUGUAAUGUUUUGGGUUCCUACAAGUGACAAGAACGUGACUACCAAGUCUUAAACAAAUGUUGGCCCAAACAAAUAAAGACAGUUUGACCUGGUGCAACCUAAACUUUGCAUUUAAAAUUGUUGUUUACUGAGUUUGUGGAGAUUUAUCCUGUUCAACAAAGAACAGAAUACCUAGAGAGAACAUGAAAGUAUGACAUGAAAAGUAUGUAGGGACCCUGAGUUAUGUCUUGUGUUGUGAUCUCUUCAUUUUCUUCUGACCCUUUAAUUCCUCACUGUGAUUGGAAGUAUUCAGUUUUGUAUGAUGGAAAUACAAAAAAAAAGGAAACAAAGACCAUCAGUAUGAUAACUUUUGCAAAUGUCCCUUUGCAGUUUUUUUUUCUUCUAGUAUUUGGUGACGUUUUCUCUCCGUGAAAAAUAACCAUGUCCACCGACCAACAAGAACUCAUUGUAGUGAGCAGACAAAACAGCCACACAAUAAUUUGUUGUAGAGAAAUGGGAAUGUGUGGAAAGAGAUCUUUGUUGUCUGUUUUGAAUUUGCCGAAAAGCUGAGAUGAUUGGUUUAUCCUCUCACUCGAGACAAAAAGGACAAGAGUGUCCCAAACAUGACUGACAUGAUCACCCUGUCGGUGGUUAUUACCUGUCAAAUGUGCCUCUUAUGUAUUUAUGUACAUGUGUGUAAAAUGAACAGGCUAUGCUCCAUGUUUAUGCUUUUCUGUCCAGUUUUAUUGUGUCACUGUUUUUGCACCACCUCUGCCCUGUUUGGUUAGUUUUUUUUCUAAGGAUGACAGACGGUUAAGUAGUCCCAUGACUCUGCACUGUGUGUCUGUCUCAAAAUGAUGUGUGGGGUUUUUUUUUUUUUUUUUUUUUUUUUUUGUAUUUCCAGUUUGCAUGUUCUUAAUCAUCAGAUCGUGUGUAUUCUGUUUUUGUUUUGCCUCCUAUCAUUAAACAAAUGUUGUUAGGAA